This is a messenger RNA of Phodopus roborovskii (desert hamster), 3125 nucleotides long. It is a transcript of the gene Ppp1r3f, whose product is annotated as protein phosphatase 1 regulatory subunit 3F. Bases 492 to 2897 code for a protein of 801 amino acids. Gene Ontology annotation, cellular component: protein phosphatase type 1 complex. The record is from RefSeq and is a predicted model, not a curated record. Gene Ontology annotation, biological process: regulation of glycogen biosynthetic process. Gene Ontology annotation, molecular function: protein phosphatase 1 binding; glycogen binding. The transcript is spliced from 4 exons. Lineage: Eukaryota; Metazoa; Chordata; Mammalia; Rodentia; Cricetidae.
UUGGCUGAUCUUUUUAUCUUUCUUACGUCUCACCGCCUACGCAACCUGCGGAUCUCCCACUUUUUGGACCUCUGGGUUCGCUCCCCGCUGCCCCCUUCGCCCAUAGCCAUUCCAUCUUCCCGCUGUCCACCAUGCCGCUCGCGCUUAGAUUUCUCCACUAACUGCCAUACUUCUGCUAGCUUCAUCUUCGGUCCCGCAUUAACCCCACUCCGGCCUUUCCAUUGAUUCGGCGAUCAUCCCGCCUCCCACACCGCCCACGCUCGGGCGUCCUCAUUGGCCACAAGCUUCUCCUGCUCGUCAGUCACUGCCUACGUCAACCCCGCGUGGCUGCCCAUUGGCUGCUGGCUGUACCUGUCUUCAUCUCGCCGCCUACGCUCCACUGGAGCCCCACCCCCCCGCUCUGGCCUUCCCAUUGGCUGCCCGCCUUUUCAGGCCCUGCCCCCGCCGGUCCCACCGCCGGUGCCGUCGGUGCCGCCGCCGCCGCCGCCGAUAUGGCGCGCACGGCCCCUGUGGAGCCACCGCUGCGGCACCCCGCACCCCCGUCGCCGGCUGCGGGAGAGCCCCGCGCCUCGGUUGAGGCGGCGGUGGCCCCGCGGAGGGUGCUGUUCGCUGACGAGGCCCUGGGGCUGCCUCUGGCGCAGCUACGCCGCUACCGGCCGUGGGGCGGGCCCGGGGCGGGCAAGAUGGCGGCGGCGACCGGGCAAGAUGGCGGCGGCGGCGGGGCUGAUGAGGACGAUGAUGGCGAGGAUGGGGAUGAAGGGGAGGAGGAAGAGGAGGCUUUCCCCGAUCCCUCGCCGCCGUGCCCUGUUCCCGCUGGCGGGGGGUUUUAUUUGGUGCCCACAUUUUCGUUGCCGCCCGCGCUGGGCCGUCUGGAGCGGUUGGGGCGUGUGAUGGUGGAGCUGGAGGCGCUGCUGCCGCCUCCUGGAGCGGUUCCCGGGGGUUCCGGGGUGUGGGUGCCUGGGGGGCGCCCGCCGGUGGUGCGCGGGUUGGUGCGCGUGCUGAACCGCUCCUUCGAGAAGGCGGUGCACGUGCGGGCCUCACACGACGGCUGGGCUUCCUUCUGUGACCACCCAGCGCGCUAUGUCCCACGCAGCCCGCCUGGGGCAGGAGUGGGAGGAACAGGAGCAGGAGAUCCCCUCCUGGAUCCGGGUCUAGGCCUGGGCCCUGGCCAGAUGUCAGCCUCCUCGCCCGACGACGGUGGCCGCACUGACCGUUUUGCCUUCCAGCUGCCCUUUGCUGAGGGCGCGGGUGAUGGGGCGCGCCUCGACUUCGUGGUGCGCUAUGAGACCCCCGAGGGCACUUUCUGGGCCAAUAACCAUGGCCGCAACUACACUGUCCUGCUCCGGAUUGCACCCGCUCCCACACCCACUGAUGCCGAAGGGCUGCUCCAGCAGCAGCAGCAGCUGCAGCAGCUGGAGCCACAGCCUGAGUGCCAGGGUCCUGUGGAGGCUGAGGCCAGGCAGCUGAAGAGCUGCAUGAAGCCGGUGAGGCGCAGGCCUCUUGAGGAAGAACUGAGGAUGAAGAGCAUGGAUGAUAAUACCCUUGUGGAACAUCCUGAUGUUCACGAGUUACUGGGUCCCCUGGUGGCCCCCACCCCUCUCCGUCCAUGGCCCCAGAUGACACUUCAGGUUUCUGAAGCUACAGGGACCAACAACCCUCUGGAAGAAUGUGACAUCCCCAGAAGCAGUCCACCUGUGGCUUUUACAGAGGUCCUCCAGACACCAGCCAUCAGGAUUCCUCCAUCUACCCGUGGUCUGGGUGGCCCCCCCAGGGACCAGGCCUCAGGGCCCGAUACAAGUGAUAAAGCCACUGGGCCCUUCCUGGAACCCAGUCAGCACCAGGUGGAGGCCACAUGGGAAAGUGGAGUGGGUCGAAAGGCCCCCACGGUGGGGGCUAUGGCAGAUGAGCCCGCUCGGGGUCUGGAGAUUGUGAGUGGGUUGGAGGAGUUGCUUGGGGAAGACACCAUUGACCAGGAGUUGGAGCAGCUCUACCUGUCUCACCUGAGCCGCUUGAGGGCUGCAGCAUCAGGGGCUGGCGGGGAGGGCUCUACAGAUGGGGGGAUGUCCCCCAGCCAUCCCCUGGGCGUACUCACGGACCGUGACCUGAUCUUGAAGUGGCCUGGCCCUGAGAGGGCCCUGAACAGUGCCCUGGCCGAGGAGAUCACUCUGCACUAUGCGCGCCUGGGAUGUGGUGUGGAGCUCAUCAAGGACACUGAGGACCCUGAUGAUGAGGGGGAGGGCGAAGAGGAGCUCUCCAUGACCCCCUCUAGCCCUGAAGGAGAGAGCCCCAAAGAAUCACCCCCAGAAAUCAUCUCUGGGGCACCCUCUGUGGUAGCUAUGGGAGAUGUGUGGCUCCCAUGGGCUGAGGGCUCUGGAUGUGACAGCCCUGUGGUUCUGGAAACACAGGGGCAGUUUACUGAGAAUCCAGAGAAAGGGCUGGACAAGGACAUCAACUCUUUGCACAUAAAGAGGCCCAUAGUUGGGAUGGCCAGGUCCCCAGGGGAGGCUGGGGCAAAAGCCCUAAUGGAUGUCCCUGCUGAGUGGGCAGGCAGCUUGAUACCUAUUUCUGAUAAAGAGUCAGCUGCACCAGCUAUGCCAGAGCAGGGUCCUGCUCUCCUCAGUCCCCCAGGGACUGAAGUCUGUCUGUCUAGUGUAGCCAACCCUCCUGUGACCUCCCAGGAUGAAGAGGGUGGAAGCCCAAACCUUGAGUCCCCAGAGAGGGCUCCCAUGCCUGCAGGCCCAGCAGAGUGUGUAUGUGGAUUGUCUCCUCAUCUUUGGGGACCCUUGACCCAGACUCUGGGUGUCCUGGCUGGGCUAAUUGUGGUCCCUGUGGCUUUGAACAGUGGUAUGUCCCUUCUGGUGCUUGUGCUGUGCCUCUCUCUGGCCUGGUUCGCAUAGAGGCAGCAGAUUUCCUCCUCUUUGGGGUCUGAAGAUUUGCAGUCCCUCUGAAACCCCAAUGAGUUGAGAUGAUAUCUGUGAUCUGUUAGUGAGGGACUUUCUCUGAGCUCUCUAGUCAGCACCAGGCUUCGUGCAGUAGUACUUGUAGAGUGAAAACGAAUGGUGGAUGGUGUGAGAAAUUUUAGAAUGGAACCAGGCAUGCCCCCCACCCACCCACCCACCUACCCA